ACUUUCUUAAAAUUUUACAUUUCUUGCUGUGCAGUGCGCUUGGUAAAAAAUGUUUGCUCGUUUAUUCUGUCAGAAUCUUAUAUAUACUCAAAAAAUAAAAAUAUGUUUUCGAAGUAUAUCUGUAGGUAUUUUAGGUGCACCUUUUAGCAAAGGACAACCAAAGCAAGGAGUUGACCAGGCCCCUGAUGCAUUUAGGAAGUUUGGUCUGAUUAAGGAACUACAGUCGUUAGGUCUAGAUGUGAAAGACUAUGGAAAUGUGCUAUUUGAAGAUGAAAAUGAGCUCAGUACAAAUGAUAAGCUGAAAUUUCCUUUAACAGUUGGAGCUGCUUGCAAAAAGGUUUCAAAUGCUGUGAAAGAGGUUCUUUCAGAUAACAAAAAAUGUAUAACACUUGGCGGUGACCAUAGCUUAGGCAUAGGAACUGUGUAUGGGCAUUCAUUAGUACAUGACAUGUGUAUUUUAUGGAUUGACGCUCAUGCUGAUAUUAAUACUGCGCAUACAACACCUACAGGAAAUAUCCAUGGUAUGCCAUGUUCAUUUCUGAUCACAGAACUUCAGAAAUAUCAAAAUCAAAUUCCAGGUUUUGAAUGGAUAAAACCAUGUGUGAGGAAAAGUAAUUUGGCUUAUAUAGGAUUGAGAGAUAUUGAUCCUUUUGAGAAAUUGAUAUUAACAAAAGAAGAAAUUUUACAUUUUACCAUGCGUGACAUUGAUAAACUAGGAAUAUUUGAAGUAACUCAUCGUGCUUUAGAAGCGAUAAAUCCUACGGGUAAACUGUCACUCCAUGUUAGUUUUGAUAUAGAUAGUAUUGAUAAACUAACUACACCUAGCACAGGCACACCAGUAAUUGGAGGAAUGACUGUGAGGGAAGCUUUAUGUUUAGCUGAAGAAAUUUCAAGGCAUGGUUUAUUGCAAGUAUUGGAUGUUGUGGAAGUCAAUCCAAUGAUGGGCAGCAGUGAGCAAGUUCAAAAUACACUGAAUGUAGCAACAUUGAUUAUAAAAACAUUUAUGGGUUACUCAAGGCAUGGUGUUGUGCCAAGAGAUAUAAAAGAAGUUCCUGUGGGCACUUAACUGUACAAUAUAUAUUUUCUAAAAAGAGGAUUAUUUUGAGCUAAUGUAUAAUUUCAGUCAUUAAUAAAAUUUGUUAAACAACUUGGAAGUA
This is a messenger RNA of Stegodyphus dumicola, 1157 nucleotides long. Its product is annotated as arginase-1-like. Lineage: Eukaryota; Metazoa; Arthropoda; Arachnida; Araneae; Eresidae. Gene Ontology annotation, molecular function: manganese ion binding; arginase activity. The record is from RefSeq and is a predicted model, not a curated record. Gene Ontology annotation, cellular component: nucleus; cytosol; cytoplasm.